GGGCGUGCCUCAUCGAUGACUCGCCCUCCCUCGGCCUGGGACACCGUAAUCUCAUUGGGCGGCGGGCCUGAGGCGCCACCGCCUCGCUCUGGGCGCCGCCGACACUUUCAGGGUUUCGGGGGCAGCGGUCACGCCCGUGGUGACGUUGCCGCUCGCGAUUGGCGGCGCGCUCGGAUUCAUCAUAUUGCCCACAAUGGAGGAUUAUAUAAAAGACCCUUCAAUGAAGCUUUUGAGGAAACACCAAUGCUGGUUGCUGUGCUGACCUACGUAGGCUAUGGUGUUCUCACACUUUUUGGGUAUCUACGGGACUUCCUGAGGCAGUGGAAAAUUGAAAAGUGUCACCAUGCAACAGAAAGAGAAGAACAGAAGGACUUUGUUCCUCUGUAUCAGGACUUUGAAAACUUCUACACAAGGAACCUCUAUAUGCGCAUUCGAGACAGCUGGAACCGACCAAUCUGUAGUGUGCCAGGGGCCAAGGUGGACAUGAUGGAGAGAGUUUCCCAUGACUAUAACUGGACAUUCAUGUACACGGGGAGAGUGAUAAAAGACGUUAUUAACAUGGGUUCCUACAACUACCUUGGAUUUGCACAGAACACUGGAAUUUGCCAAGAAGCAGCAGCUAAAGUUCUGUCACGAUAUGGAGCUGGGGUGUGCAGCACUAGGCAGGAGAUGGGAAACCUGGACAAGCAUGAGGACCUGGAAAAAUUAGUGGCCAGGUUCCUAGGGGUGGAAUCUGCGAUGGCAUAUGGGAUGGGGUUUGCGACAAACUCUAUGAACAUUCCUGCUUUGGUUGGCAAGGGCUGCCUGAUAUUGAGUGAUGAACUGAAUCAUGCAUCACUAGUGCUUGGAGCAAGAUUAUCGGGAGCAACUAUUAGAAUCUUCAAACACAACAAUAUGCAAAGCCUGGAGAAGCUGCUCAAAGAUGCCAUUGUGCAUGGACAACCUCGCACACGCAGACCUUGGAAAAAAAUCCUUAUACUUGUGGAAGGAAUAUACAGUAUGGAAGGAUCCAUAGUCCGCCUGCCUGAAGUGAUUGCUCUUAAGAAGAAGUACAAGUCAUAUUUGUAUCUGGAUGAGGCUCACAGUAUAGGUGCUCUGGGUCCCACUGGACGAGGUGUGGUGGAAUACUUUGGACUUAAUCCUGAAGAUGUGGAUAUUAUGAUGGGAACAUUUACCAAGAGCUUUGGAGCUGCUGGAGGUUACAUUGGAGGCAAGAAGGAGCUGAUUGAUUAUCUCCGCACAUAUUCUCAUAGCGCAGUGUAUGCUACAUCAUUGUCACCACCUGUUGUGGAGCAAAUCAUCACCUCCAUGAAGUGUAUUAUGGGUGAAGAUGGCACAAUUUCUGGCAAGGAAUGUGUUCAGCAGCUGGCAGAGAACACCAGGUAUUUCAGGAGGCAGCUGAAGAAGAUGGGCUUCAUUAUCUAUGGAAAUGAAGAUUCUCCUGUUGUACCUUUGAUGUUGUAUAUGCCAGCAAAAAUUGGUGCUUUUGGACGUGAGAUGCUGAAGCGGAAUAUAGGUGUUGUGGUUGUGGGUUUUCCUGCAACCCCAAUCAUUGAAUCCAGAGCCAGAUUCUGCGUGUCUGCAGCUCAUACCAAAGAGAUGCUUGAUACAGCUUUAAAGGAAAUAAAUGAAGUUGGCGACCUCUUGCAACUGAAAUAUUCCCGUCACCGACUGGUGCCUCUCUUGGACCGGCCAUUUGAUGAGACUACUUAUGAAGAAACAGAAGACUGAAUUCCCUCCAUGUGCCUUGGGGGAGGGACCCCCCUGUGCCCCCCCAGGACGCUCUGUGGCCACAAAUGUGCCACAGUCCUUGAACUACACAUUUAUGACUGCUUAGGCUAAAAAGGAUGUUUCCUCACAAUACUGAAGUGGCCACAUCAGCUCUAAAUGGUAUUUUGUAAAUAGUAAAAAAAAAAGAGAGAGAGAGAAAAAAAACCAACAGCUUUGAUUCCUGUCUCUUCAGGGACUGGCCCUAGAGGUGCUUGGCUUCAUUUUUUUUCUUGUUGCUUUUUUUUUUUUAAUUUAUUUGUCACAGUGAAAUCGCAGUGACCCUUGUUGGCAGUUGGUGGCUGGCACAGACUCUUUGUAUACGCCAUGAGCCUCUUGACUGCCAGCUGACAUGUCUCCAGCGUCUGUGGCACAGCGCUGUGGUGGCCACACUUCUGUUUUUGCUGCUAGGCAUCUAACCUUCCCAGUGGGUGAUGGGCCAGUCAGUUUGCUCAGCAGAGACCUCCUAGAGGAACUAUUGAUUGUUAACUUUUAAAAAUGUGUUUAACUGGGCGGAUAAUCAACCAAAGCUUUUUUUUCCUUUUACAUUUACCGAUGUUUAAAACUUGAACUUAGCAUUUCUGGGGUAUGUGUGUGUUUGUUUGUUUUUAAAGUGUUGCUAACAUGUCACUGACAGGACCAUUGUUUCAAUAUGUUGUCUACUUCCAUAAGCCGUAAGCAGAAUGCCUCCCAGGACUUAAGCCCUGUCCCACACUCCUAUUUCUUUGUUUCGAUACCAGCUGUUCUCAGUAGGGAGAAUGGUAGAGGAUCUUCCUUGCAUAGGAUGGGUCUUUCCCAUGUCCAUUUCCAAAACCUGGUUUAUCAUAUCCUUAUGUUCAAGCAAAUUUAGCUCAGAAUGGAGAAAAAAUGAUGGGUAUAAAGGUUACAAUCUCAAAUUCUAAUAAACAAGCCCCUCUCUCAUUCCCCCCUUCAAAUAUCAAAGCUUCCAUUUCCUAUCGGGACUAAAUCCCCUUGAUAAGAGUAUGAUAAAUUGCCUGUAAGAGAUGCUUUUAUUUGGAGUAACUGUCCUGUUCCUCCUUCCUUUGAUGUCUUUGUGCUGCUUCCAUCAUAUCGAUGAGAUCUGUCUAUUGAAGGCUUAGUUCUGACAGACCUUUUAUGCAGAAGAUGUAGAUGCCUGGAUCCUAAAUCAUAGAUCACUUUUCAUCAGGUAAAUGAAACAUUUCUGAUGGUGCCCAUGUGAGUGUGCAGAUCUCUGGAGGGUACAGUAUAUGCAACUGUAUUCAUUCUGAAACUCUUUUUCCAUCCGAAGGCUACAGAAUCACUCAGAUUAGUGCAGCAAAUGAUCUGUGUUUGGCGGCUUUACUCUGAAGAUCUAGACUGCCCUGUUCGUUACCUACCAUAAUGUUUUAGUUACCUGAAUUCAUUGUAGGUUUUACAUUUGGAGUUCUUGUGAUGGACCUGAGGCAUCCUUGAAAAGGCACCAAAAAUAAGUGCACAGCAUAAGAUUAACUCUGGCACAGUGUUCAUAUUUGGUUGCCUGGGACUUGCAGCAUAUUUUCUAAGAUCACUUUUAGCUAAAAUCAUCUUAAAGCACUUAACAGGAUUUAGAAGUACAAAAUACAGAUUGGGAGGGAUUUCACUUUUAAAUGUGGGUGAGUUGUUAUACUUUGUGCAAAGGGCAGUGACCCUUUGAUAUGAGAUUCUUAUUUUUUUUUCUAACCAAAGCAGAACACAACUUGGAUUUCUGGUGCUGCAAAGAGAACACUUUCAGCAUUGACUGUAGCUACUCAACUGUCACUGCUGAUACAAUGCUGUGGAUGAAAGUAGUAUCAGCUUCUGUUUCAUAAGACCCCCAUUUUCAGAUGUUUAUGGAUCUUGGCCCGUUCUGCAUUACUCAGACUCAGAAGCAGGUUCUCAAGAAACCCCAAAACAAUCAUUCCAGCUGAUUUACUUUAAAUGAGAAAAAUGUACAUUUGAAAUUAUGAAGGUUUUCAAAUAUUCAAAGGUAACUAUUUUCUAGUGUAUCUAGUCCACUGGAGAUAGAUUUUUUUUAUUGGCUAGAAGUGAUCAUAUAAACACAACACAUGACCAAAUAGGUCUGUGCUCCACAUCUGUGGUCAUGACAGUUAUGGAAUAAUUCUCUCUCCAGCUGUGGCAUGAACAGCAUGAUCAUGGAAUUACGUGAGUUUAUUUUGCCAUUUUGAUCCCCUUCACCUGCACUCUGCCCAUUAAGCCUUUUCAAGCAGAGCUACUUAUAACAUUCCAGACCCACAAGUAGUCCAGUUGUAUUUGCUAUCCCUGCCUCUUUUUAAGUCGUCUUAUAAGAACUGUUGCUUUUUUUCUUUUUCUUUUGUUUUUUUCUUCCUAAAUGUGGCAGGUGUCUGAAUGAGUCUUCCCUGAUUUCAGCUCCAGACAUGAGAACAUUCAUUCCUGCUCAAGUGACACCUUUAAGGUCCAAAAGCACAGGGUAUGGAUCAGAAGGAAGCUGGGAUUUUAGGUUUCUUCAGCCUACAGUAAAUUUGUACUUUACUGUGUGUGAUCAAGAUAUUGAACCUUUUAAAAUUGAUAUGCUCAAUUGUACAAGGCUUCUUAUAGUCUACAGAUAUUGAUUGAAUCUUUCUUUUUCUGUGUACCUAUUUGGACCCACCCAUGAGAAUUCUAAUAAUUGAUUCAAUCACGUUUUUUACAGCAUUUCUAAAUAAAUUUUCUGCUCUUUAAAAAAAUGAAAUCCUUGCUGGUAUCCAGUGGGGUUCUAUCAGCACAUUCUUGGGGUGACCUGUGGACGUUUUGAAUUUGAGCCUAUAACUUCUUUUAUGCCAUGGCAUGCUGUUGCAUUAAAUACUGUAUGCAUUCCUAAGAUCCUGUUCAAUUCUGGAUUACUGAGAAGCUUCAGAAAUCACACAGGUGGCAGAGGGGGGAUUGCUUAUUCAGCAGCUGCAAAAUUUUCAUCAAAUGUAAAAUUCAUCUUUUUUUUUUUUUUUUUGCUGGCAACAACACCUUACAAGAGAAGUAAAUGAUAGAAGCUGUCUUAGUGAGUUACCACAAAGGGGAAAUGCUGCUUUAGGAGAGCCUUGCCAAUUUUUUGGCCAGGUGUAGUUGAAAAGGAUUUCCAUCCCCCUCCCCCCACUGCCCAUAUAAAAAGAUGUACAAAAUCCACCAGGUGAGGGUUGACCUUAUGCAGAGGGGCUUGUUCUAUACUGAUCACUAAAUUUAGAUGCAUGUAUGAAAUAAUACCUCUAUCUGGAUAAUUAACAGAGGAGGGAAGGAGAAAAAGAAAGUUGCUUUCCUGAGCUUGCCAAAGGCUUUUAAAAUAGCAUAUGGUGCCAGUGCUGAUGUUCCCUUGAGCUUUUACUAAAAUAUAGAUCAAAAUUCCAGGGAAUUUAGUUCUUUCUACAAGACUUAGGCACUUCUAAAAGAUCUCUGCGCACACGUGCCAUUUUAAUACAAUUUUGGUUUCUUUAUCACUAGUAUGUGCAUGCUUCUUCCUCCUUAAGGAGCAUCUUUAGAGGCCUCUUCUAGCCCCCUGUGGAUCUUGAACAUGGUUUGCUCCAGCCAGAGCUCGUGGCUCAGGGCUUGUGGUUUGACAAAAUACCCUGUAGAGGCAAAAGCACUUUCUGCACACUUCCUUGUUGCUUGUGUGGUCAGUUAUCAAGGGAAGGCAGGGCAUAUCUUUUUGCUGGAAGGAAACUACCAUCCUUCUCUUGCCUCUUCUCUGCCUAAAAAGGAGAAAUACUACCCAUACUGCUUUUAUAAUUGCAUCUCCAUCCAGAGAUCAGGCAAGGGGAAAAAAAGUUUCAUUGAGAGUAAUAAUGCAGCCUAGUGUUCAGAUGAGGGAAAAUCUGGCUUCUUGGUACAGCAGGUAACAAUGAGUAAAAAGGGAAGCAUGGAUCUUACCAUCACUCUCAUUUUCUACUCUACAGAAGGCUUUUCCACAGGCAUUGGAGCAAGGCUCUUGAUGGUAGGAGUGCAGCUGUCACUGCUCAAAGGGAUGCUUUAAUAAAACAUUUCCUGCUCCAGACCACCUGCAGUUCCAGCCAAACAAAAGUGCUCCCUUCCCUCUGUCUACCCCCUUCAGGAUAGGUGAGCACAUCUUGUGACGGAAUGGCAUGCUGGGCCUAUACAGUCCAGAUGUUUCAUCUCUGCAUAAAAGACUAAGUUUUGUUUCAUUUUAAGUAUUGGGCUUAGCAGUACAUCACCCAUAAAACCCCUUCUCAGGUGAAGCGGUAGCUGUCUCUGUACUAGAGCUGGAACCACAAAUGGACCACCACGUGAUGAGAAAACCAGUCAGGUGUUUUCUGUUUUACAUUCCCUACCCACACCCCAACUAUCUUAACCUGUGAGGUACCUGGUGGCUUGUACGCCUGCAGGAACCCAGUCUUGCAAGCUCUGUUCCUGUUCAAGGCUUUGUCUGUUGGUCUGGCUUAUGUGAAUAGCAUCUGUAUGAGGGACAUACUACAUCUCAUUUCUCUUUAAAAAAAAAAGAGAUUUGUCCUGAGGUUAGAGCUGUUUUGUUUCAUCUGUGUCCCAGAAAAGGGCUGGGCAGUAGAGGGAUGACUGCACUGUACAGUACACAUUUAUAAAAAGGCCUUAAACUGUGAUUCUUUUUGGUAUGAAGCAUUAAUAUUAAACUGACCUUAAAGAAUACAUGACUUUUAACCUGCAGAUAUUAUCUUAAUUAAGCAAUAUGUAAUGCUGUUUUCUUGGGGGUGGGAAGGUCAGGCUCACUCUGCAGCCAUGGUUGUCAGCAAGGUUUGUUUAGUAAACAGAAGAGGCAUCCAUACACAAGGGCCAAAAGCAGUCACUGCAGUGCUCUGCAUCUGCAAUUCUGCUUGGCAAGGGUGGGCAAUUAGUCCCUGUACUGCUGGAAGAGAGGAAGAAUUAUUAGAAGGCAGAGAAGGUUGACAUGUAGCAUUUGGGAAGCUGUGGCAACUGGUAACUUCAUUUCCUCACUGGGGACAGCCAGGUGUUUCAUUUUGAACAAUGUGGCAGGGGUUGACACGGAUACUGAGAAACUCUGGGUCAAAUUAAAUGCUUGCUUUUCCAUACAAACACUGUUUUGCCACAUCAACUGUUUUGCCAAAUCUCACCCUGUUCAGCCAGUAUUUCUGUAAUCCGUUAGUGGGGGUGUAUUAAGCUAAAUACAUCUCCAGUUGGUUGGUAUCACUGGCUAAGAAAGGUUUGAGAGAGACCUGAAUAACUUCCAUGGACCCUGAGGCUUUAGGCAAAUAGCCCCAAAGCUAAUGGUGGCCCACUUUUUUCCACAGCCCCUGAUCAGAAUUACCACCAUGUCAUAGCUCGUAGUCUUAAAUUGCACUGUGUUCCUAUGCCUCUGUGUUGCUGUAAUGUACAUAUAUAUUGGAUUUUUGUAGAUAAAACAUUUUAAAUGAAAUUUUUAAAUGGGCUCCCCCAAAAUAUUUUAUGCCAGAUAUCUAAUUUUUUUUACACUGAGAAUAACAUGAAUCUAGAUGCCAUGUGGGCAGGGAAGGCGAGGAGAAGCGGAUGGCACAUUGGCUUUACAAAGGGUAACAAUGCAUGUAAAAACACUGGAGAAAAAAACAACUGCUUGGAAUAAAAAUCCAUUCAAGUACAUUCUAUGUUCUGUGUAAUAAAAAAUUCAGAAGAAAAAGCCUUGGUUGUGUGUUCACGCUUUAAAAUGUUGACAAGAUUUAGGCCCUGUUUAAUGAGUCAGAAAGCACAAACUCUUGGGUUUUGUACAGGAAUUUCUAGAUGAAAUUCUAUACCCUGUAUUUUUCAGUGGGUCAGAAUAGAUCAUCAUGCCCUUUGUUGCCUAGAUCUGUAUGCAGCAUUUCAAGUGAGCUGCAUAGUUUCUUUCAGUCAGUCUCCUUGACAUGGGUACAGGUAAGGGUGCCCAAAAAAUGGCCCAUGGAUUCCUGAUGUGCAUAACUGAAGAUGGGUAUAUCUUUGGCAACCAGAAGUUGUGGCAUGUAAUAUUCCAUCUAGAUCCAAAAGCAAGCUCUGCACUUGGCUGCGUAGUUUGACUGCUUCAGAAGUAGACGGGCUAGUGUUCCUCCCAUUAAUCAUGCAACUGGAACCUUUGCUAGUCUAGUCUACCUCUUGUCUGUCUCUUUGAUGGACAAGAGUACAGUGUCCAUCAUGAACAAGAGAUGUACAAGAGUACAGUGAUGCCAGGGAAGCCUCCAAAAAGCCGCCUUGAUCCUUCACAUCCUUGGGACUCUUGAUUGGCAUCAUUGUCAUAGUGUGGGAUAUUCCCCUCAAAAGGUCCAUUUCUGCUCAAUGUUUGUUUGUACAAUGAAAGGGCAGAUGUUUCAGACUUUGAAAACUUUCUGGGGUUGCAUUUUCAAUGCGGAUGCUCAAAUUGGUGGUUGUGUGACUGACUAAAUGAUCUGAGCAAACAGGUGAAGCAAGAUGUGGACCUACUAGCAUGUUGACACUUGGAAAGGGGAUCCUUGAUGAUAAACCCCCAAAUUUCAGUAUUAUCCCCCUUUUCUUAUGGGGGGGUAGGAUUCAAUUAUAUACCUUCUCACAUGUUUGUCACUAAACACAACAGAGCAGUGAUCCACAGUGAAUUCAUAGAUACUUGAGAGCCAGGGCUAGUCUGUGGCAUGAAUAAUCUGCUACAUUUCCAACUCAUUCUAGGAGAUGGGUAGAGAAGGAAGCAAAGAAGUGAGGGAGAGGACUCCCUUGCAGCUGGAGCUGUGAUGGUAUUUUGCAUAUUGGUGUUUCUUGUGGUGCCUCAACCAGGUUCAGGGCUCUGUCACUUAAUACUGACACAGCCCAAUAUAAUUAAUAAUCUAGGCUCCUGUUGGAAAGAAGCUAUUAUAAUGAUGGGAUUGGUAUCAGCAGGCAUCAUGACUCCAGCUGAUGCUCUUUAGAGAAGUAACACACUUCACAUAAUUGGAUCAGAGUGUCUGUAGGCAGAUGAGACUAAUUUAUCUGUUUCUAUCCCAAGAGAGGGUUUAUUAGGGGUGUGGGGAAAUCAAGGCAUGUAAGACUAGAAAGGGGUAGUCAAACAGAAGAACAAAUGAAGAUCAACUGAAUGGAAAGAAAAAUCCAAUCGGAAGCAAAAGAGUUCUGGAAGGAAAGUAGCAUUUGGAGGCAAGAAAACAAGAUGAACAUUUGCAAACCAGUUAUUCUAAGGGAAAUCCAGAUGCAAGGAAGGGCUGUUGAAGCAAAAAGGAAGACAAAGUGGAAAAGACUGGGGAGAGGUCAAACCAGGGUAGAUAAAAAAAAAAUUGGUGAUUUAGGGGGGAAAAAUCAAGAUUUUUUUUUUUUAAAUUAAUGUUGGAUCUGUUUGUAUUUAACUUGCUUUCCUUUUAAGAAAAUAAAGCAUCUGAAAAUUAAAUUUGAAUUUGAUACAGAUAAGCUAAGGUAUAAAUUUAGUAUAAUCUAUUUAAAUGUAUAUAAAAUGUUGAAUUAAUGAGCCUCGACUGAAAACUCUGGAAUUAAAGGCUGAUUUUUUCCUCUACAUAAGAAGGGAAGGGAGGGGGGGGAUGAUGGACAUGACAUCUGACUUGUGAGGUCAAGCUUUAAAAAUGUGUUGCUAUUCCAUGUGUUAGAGGCUUGACCCUGAAAGAAAUGGAGGGUCUGUACUACUGGAUGCAAAGUCAUCACAGAUGUUGGAACCUAAUGCUGAAAACAUAGUAAAGAUGAGAAGAAACUUAGAUUAUGAAGCAAACCUGAAACUUCUAUGGGUGCAAUACUCAUUUGAUGCAACUUUGCUAAAGAUUUAAGUCCAGGAAUAAAGGAAAUUUUUUUUGAAAUUGCACCAUACUUCCAAUAACAACCAGUUUGCUUUAGCUUCAGUGAAGAGAGCUGGGGGACCCCAGCUAAUUCUCCCCCAAGAUGAACAAUGGAAUUCAGUGGUUGACUGCUUUGAGCUAUUGAUAAGAACUGGCCUAUUCUGAUGACCAUUUGUGAAGAAAAUCAUGACAAAAUUGAUGGAAGUAUCAUAGCGAGAGUAGUCAAAUUGGACUAAAAAGGAUUGUAAAAGAUAUGCUGAAUAAACUUAAACUAGAACCUAUUUCCAUAGCCAUGGAAAAUUACAGAAUGGUUGCUGUUUGCAGAUGCUUUUGAAAUUUAAAUAGAAUUCUAAGAAACAUUUAAAGCAAGAAAUACCCAACAGCAAAGUUAAACUGAAGGCAGUAAAGCAGCAGAUGGAUCAAGCACUUAUUUUAGCUCAUUUUCUUGUCAAUAUUCUUAACACACAGUACCAAGAUAGAUGCCUAACUGCCAAAGAGGAAAAUGCUGCUAUGAUGUGGACAUCUAUUAAUCACCCAUCAAUUGUGGCAACCAUAAAUGUCAUGGCCAGAGGUGAAUGAUUUGGGUAGUACAUGUUUACUAAGGAUAUUUUAAAGAAAAUCACACGCUUAACUGGUGAAAGUCAUUGGCAAAGCACACGGAACCAAAGUUUGUUGAAGUGCUAAACCAGCUUUUACCAGCAGUAGCUUCUUCUGCAGGUGCAGACAGACAUUUGAACCUCAUUCAUUCAAAGAUGAGAAAUUGAUUGGGAGUUGAAAAAGCAGAUCUUGUUUUUCUCUUUAGACUAUGAGUAAAAAGGGGGUGGGGAAGAUGAGAUUUGUGAGUUCUAAAAAUUUGAAAGGAAGGUGAGGAAAAAUUCAAAACGGCCUAGGUAAAAAUAAUAAAUUAAAAUGACAGUCUCAUUUUAAAGACAAUUAGGCAAGUAGGAGCUUAAACUCAAAUUACUUUCACCUAGGCAUUUUUAGAAUAUUUUUCUCUGGGUGACUUGAAGCAAUUGAUUUAAUUCACUAACCACUGUUUACUUUUAAUACUGUUUAAUAAAUGAAUUAGUUGUAAAUAUGCACCAUGUUUUGCAGUGCUGGUUUUAUGUGUUUAAUAAAUUCAAGGUGCCAUCUUAAUUCACUAAAAUGGUUAACUUUGCUCAUAAGAAUGAUUGAUAGAUUUCACCAUUUUAUAGCAUACUAAAAGGUAGGAUUUCUAACGAUCCAAAUGUUGUUAUAUCGAAAGUUGUGUGUACCUAAGAAACAUGUACCAAAUCUACUAUAAACGCUGUGUUUAGUUGUUAAUUAACAUGUUUUAAUUGUUGCAUCAACCAGUGAAAUACACCUGUAUUUAAAAAAACAAAAAACUACUACACUGGGGAAAGUUGACAAAAAUCAGUUAUUUAAAUCAGGCUUUGGCUUGCUGAUUUAAAUCAAUCUACCCUGAAUCAAACAAUUGUGCUGUAAUUAAACAGGGGGUGGGAGGAAUGAGUUGGGCACUCCUUGCCCUAAAGGUUUUAUUCUGGCUUAAAUAUCAUUUGUGUCUGAGGGGUGUUGGUUGUAGCCAUGUUGGUUUAAGGACAUAGGUAGACACAAACACCAGCAGACUUUCCCUAUGCCUGAAGAAGGGCAUUUGUGCCCAAAAGCUUGGGAAAUUUGUUCUUUGCAACUAUUUAGUUGAUCUAAUAAAUAUCACAUCUACCCAAAGAACCAAGCACUGCAUGGAUAAAUAGUGAUAAUAUCACAUCUCAGACCUAUGGUUGGAGGUAACAUUGGUUAGUUCUAGUAAUGAUAAAAAAAGACACAUCCCUAUUUUCAUAUCCUUGGAUGACAAGUACAAGGUGGAAAGUGCUUAGUAAUACUUCAUCUCCCAAACUGACUGCUUUAGCAUAUUACAGAGUACCCACCUUGAAAAGCUAAUUGGUAGGUUGGAUUAAACCAGUGUAAGUGCUAAUUUGCCUGGGUGGUGGUUUGCAGGCAAGUGUCUGAGCGGUAUAAACUCAGUAGACAGACAGAGCACCCACCCUGUAAGCAGAAUCUGCAUCCAAAGAGCAGGUUGGCUUUGCCCCAUAUGACUUUUAAAUACAAAUGUGACCCAUAUGUAUGAGAUACUGAGCAUUGCUAGCCCAGCCAGGGCAGUUGUAGGUGCUGUGUGGUCUCUAGAGAAAUGAUCACAGGAAUGGAAGCUGGAAACUCUACUGUAAUCUUAGCCUCUUCCCUGUGGUAUAACCUUUUUUUCUCCUUCUAUUUGUCAAAGUAUAAUAACUUGGCUAGUCUGCCAUGCUUGUUACCACCACCCUGUUCCAGGUGGAAUUGGAAUGGGUCAGCUGGGUGUUACAGGUUCUGGGCUGGUAAUAAAAAAAUGCAACUUCUCCUUUAGCUUGGUGUUUAGGAGGAGGAAUUCUGUUGCUGUUGUCAAUGUGAAAAGCUGCUGUGGAAACAGCAUGCUGUGUACUAAUUGGUAGUGUAAGAGUGAUGCUUUAGCUGUGAUGGUCCAGAAAUUAUGCAUGCAGCAGGUAUUUCUUAGGACUGUGGUAUCUUUUAUUGUACCCACUGUGUAGUUGGAAUCAAGUUAGAGAAGCUUUUGAAUGCAAGACCUUCUUUGUCCGAACCUGACCAGGAGCACUUUGUAUUCAGAAGUGUGUCUAACUUUAUCCGAGCUAUGUAGUUGGCCCAAUAGAAGAUAGCACCCUCCAAAAUCCCUGUCUCUUGUAUAUUAAUGGCUAGACCCUGAGCAACUCCAGAAUUGUUAUACCCCUUACCUACUUCCUAAGGGACAGGAAAAUAAAUGGAUGGUUGUAACAUG
Messenger RNA from Alligator mississippiensis (American alligator), 12255 nucleotides. RefSeq names its product serine palmitoyltransferase long chain base subunit 2 (gene SPTLC2). Lineage: Eukaryota; Metazoa; Chordata; Crocodylia; Alligatoridae. The transcript is spliced from 12 exons. Gene Ontology annotation, biological process: sphingosine biosynthetic process; ceramide biosynthetic process. The record is from RefSeq and is a predicted model, not a curated record. Gene Ontology annotation, molecular function: serine C-palmitoyltransferase activity; pyridoxal phosphate binding. Gene Ontology annotation, cellular component: serine palmitoyltransferase complex. Bases 16 to 1731 code for a protein of 571 amino acids.